Quercus robur (English oak) is the source of this 2296-nucleotide messenger RNA. RefSeq lists its product as uncharacterized. NCBI's taxonomy places the organism in Eukaryota, Viridiplantae, Streptophyta, Magnoliopsida, Fagales, Fagaceae. Gene Ontology annotation, molecular function: nucleic acid binding; zinc ion binding. The record is from RefSeq and is a predicted model, not a curated record. The transcript has 2 exons. The coding region runs from base 495 to 1307 and encodes 270 amino acids.
UAACACCCUUCCCCACCACUCAUUUUCACUCAUCUCCUUAUCCCUUUGACCGGCUCCUCACUUCUCUUUUCUUUUCUCUUCAUUUUCCUCACAAACACUCCUCUCCCACACUCCCUUAUUCUCCCGCCGGUACCACUCCUCACCACUUCCACCACCAUUUUUCAAGCAAGACCACUAGAAAAUUCCAUAGGAAAACAGUAUAAGUACCUUGGUACACUAUGCCUCCUAGAAAGAAAACAUGUAAAGUAAGGCAUGUAGAUGAGGUUACAGCUCCAAAGCAUGGCCAUAGGCAACGCCAAGAGCGUGAGAGAUCUAUCACUCCUGCUGGUGGUGAGAUGAUGAGGUGGCAGACAGGAUUUUUGCUAGGAUUGUUAGAGUGGUCUAGGGAGGUGAACAUAGGAAGGAGGGUUGCUCUUUUGGGGAGUUCCAUAAGCAAAACCCUCCAACAUAUGAUGGGGAGCCUGAUCUUGGCAGCAUAGAAUUGGCUGCUAAAGAUGGAAAAAUUAUUGAGAGCCCUUGAUUGCACUGAUGCUCAGAAGGUGGUGUAUGCCACUUUUGCUCUUCAGGGUUCUGCUGAAAGAUGGUGGUCAGGCACUGAGCAAUUGUUGAGGAUGGAGUUGGGAGGGAAAACUCCUAUUACUUGGGAGAAGUUUAAAGAAGUUUUUAAUGAGACAUAUUUUCCUGAUGUAGUGAGGGACCAAAAGGUAAGAGAAUUUUCUAAUUUAGUUCAGGGGACUAUGACUGUAGAAGAAUAUGUUGCAAAGUUUGUGGAGCUUUCUCGCUUUGCUCCUUACUUGAUUCUGGAUGAGCCCAAGAAAGUAAGUGAAUUUCAGAAAGGUCUUAAUGAUAGGAGUCGCCCCCACAUUAUAGCUUUUGGAGUGGGCACUUUUACUGAAACUGUGAAGCGGGCAAUGAGUCUUGAAGAGGACUUUAAGUGCAACCCCGGUUCCAAGGAGGAUGAAAAGAAGCAAGAACCCUCUAAUUAUCAACAUGUAGAUGGUCGGGGGCAAAAUUCCAAGAAGGGGUUCUUUAAGAAGUCCGGUAAUGAGGGUCAUUAUAAUGGGCAAGGCAAGGGUGGCUCUCCUCAAUUUGGUAAGAAGUGGCCCUGCAUUCAUUGUGGUAAAACCCAUGAGGGUCAAACUUGCAUGGAGGGAGUAAAGGUGUGCUACACUUGUAAGCAACUCGGACACUUUGCUAGGCAGUGCCCAACUACCAAGGGCUCGGGUUCCUCUUCCACACCCCAAUAUGUUGAGGGUAAUGAUGAGGGGAAAAGGGUGCAGGGUAGAGUGUACCCCUUGAGUACUUAGGAUGCUUAGUCCACAAAUACAAUGGUGACAAAUAUACUUCCUUGUUCUCCACAAAUGCUAGAGUUCUUUUGAUCUUAGUUUCACACAUUAUUUUGUUUCUUGUGCCUUAUUAAAAGUUAUGAUAAGAGCUUGGAACUACUUGAUUUUAAGUUAAUCCCAAUUGGUGAUAUUAUAUGGAAUAAUCUUGUGCUUAAGUCUAUCGGGGUAGAGAGUUAUUAGCUAAAAUGGUGUUGCUAGAAAAGCAUGAUAUUUAUGUUAUCCUAGGCAUGGAUCGGUUGGCUUCUUGUCAUGCUUGUAUGAAUAAUUAGGAAGAAUGAUGGGUCUAUGAGGUUAUGUACCAACUAUCAUGAUCUAAAUUGAGUUACCAUUAAGAGUAAAUAUCCCUUGCUUUGCGUUGAUGACUUUUUUGGCUAGUUGCAAAGAGCACAAGUAUUUUCUAAGAUUGAUCUUGUUUUGGUUACCUCUAGUCGAAAAUUUGGGAAAUACCAAAGAUAGCCUUUUGGGCUAGGUAUGGUCAUUAUGAGUUCUUAAUGAUGCUAUUUGGAUUAAUUAAUGGCCCUACUACCUCUAAGGAUUUGAUGAAUGUGGCAUUUCAUGAUUAACUAGAUCAUUUUAUCAUUGUAUUCAUUGAUAAUAUCUUGACUUAUUCUAAGAGUCUAGAAGAGAUGAGAACACUUGAGGAUUAUUAAAAGAAAAUAAUAAUACUAAGAGAAAGUAAGUGGUUUGUUAAAUUGUGGAAGUCUGAAUUUUGGUUGGAUCAAGUAGUGUUGUCAAGUUAUGGGAUCUCUAAGGAUGGAAUUACAUUGGAUCUUAGUAGGAUGUAAGAAUCAUGAGAAAGAUUUCCCCACAUGACUUGGAGUUAAUUGCAGUUGUGUUUGCUUGAAAAUUUGGAGACAUGAUUUGUAUGAGAGAUAUGAUAUUUGUAUGAAUCAUAAAAGUUUAGGGUAAUUAUUUAACUAGAAUGAGCUAUACAUGAGACCAUGAAAUGA